GCUAGAGUUCACUGCGUCGUACGUCUUCCAGCGCCCCAGUCUCCGAGUUGUCAAACAAAACUUCAGAGUUGGCGCGGCUUUACUAUCUUACAGGCUAUAGUAGACAUCGAUCACAAAUAAUUUGCUCUCUUUUUACUUAAAACAACUUAUUUGUUCAUUCAUCUACUGUCUACGAUGUCUUCUAACGGUACCACCAGUAUAGGCCUAAACUGCCCUAUUCCCAGUCGCUUUGAGCAGUCAAAAGACUGGUCUCAGCUGGCCGACUCCUACAGUCAGACGCCUGGAGGCACCCUGUUCUCCACGACACCUGGAGGAACCAGGAUAAUCUAUGACAGAAAGUUCCUGCUGGAAUGUCGGAAUUCACCGAUCACACGUACCCCUCCGUGCUGUCUCCCCCACAUCCCAGGGGUCACGGCACCUGCCCAGCACCCUCUGGGCAAGCUGAAGGAAAUGGACGAGAACAAAGACAUCUCGGCUGACGAUGCCCAGUUUGUGAUUGACAUCUGAACCUACUCAUCCAGACCAAUUCUUUUGGAGAAAUUGUAUUCUGUUCAGACCACUGGGAGGUCGCUCUACUGGUCAUACUCUCACUUUAGAUUCCCUCCUGUCUAAUCCUGGUGGAUGAUUAAUGAACUGUCAAACACUCAGAGAGUUGAUCUCUGAGGCUGGAGCAAGAAUUCUGGGUAAAUUUGGGAAGGGUGGCUGCAGUCAGUCUGUUAACUGCUUUUCAUCUUGAUGUACUUUUUUUCUUUUUGUACUUUCAGUUUUUUUCAGGAUUAAAUAAUUUAUCAUUUUGAGUUUUAUUAAUUUUUUCAGGAUUAAAUAAUUUAUCAUUUUGAGUUUUAUUAAUGGGAACUAAUUUUUUGAAGGUGCAUUUUUAUACAUGGUCUGGGGGUUGGCAGCUGAUUACAAGGGUAUUCAGAGAUGACUUCAAUUCAUCACUGGGCUCUUUGAGAGUGUGCUGUUGCACUGCAGAGAAAAUAAAUAAAACAGAAAGAAAUGUAAAAAGUUA
Messenger RNA from Oncorhynchus masou masou (cherry salmon), 1012 nucleotides. Its product is annotated as eukaryotic translation initiation factor 4E-binding protein 3-like. The transcript has 3 exons. Gene Ontology annotation, cellular component: cytoplasm. NCBI's taxonomy places the organism in Eukaryota, Metazoa, Chordata, Actinopteri, Salmoniformes, Salmonidae. Gene Ontology annotation, biological process: negative regulation of translational initiation. The record is from RefSeq and is a predicted model, not a curated record. The coding region runs from base 175 to 507 and encodes 110 amino acids. Gene Ontology annotation, molecular function: eukaryotic initiation factor 4E binding.